CAAAUUCUCCAACUUUCAUAAAUCAUCACAAACCAUGGAAGUCACUUUGCUCCAUGUCCUGCUCUCUCUUCCGUUCCUCGUCCUUGCCCUCGAUCACUUCUUCUUCCACAAGCUUUUAAGGAACAAGAACCUUCCCCCGAGUCCCCUUUCUCUCCCCAUUAUCGGCCACCUCCACUACCUCAAACACCCUCUCCAUCAAACUCUACACGCCCUCGCCGAGAAGUAUGGCCCCGUGUUCUUCCUGCGGCUUGGCACCCGGCCAACAGUCAUCGUGUCGUCCCUGCAGGUGGCCAAGGAGUGCUUCACCAAGCAUGACAUCGUGCUGGCAAAUCGGGUGAAUACAACCGAUGGCAAGUACUUUGGGUACAACUACACCACGGUCGGGUCAUCAGCCUAUGGCGAGCACUGGAGGAACCUGCGCCGGGUAAGUGCCAUCGAAAUCUUCUCGACUCACCGCCUCGAUGCCCAGAGGGGGAUCCGGAGGGACGAGAUUAGUAGGCUGCUCCAGAAGUUGUUGACCACGGGGAGCUCUCUCCCGGAAUUCACCCAGGUAGAGAUGAAGUCCAAGCUGACCGAGCUGACGUUCAAUAUUAUGAUGAGAAUGUUGGCGGGGAAGCGGUAUUUUGGGGACAACGUAGUCGACGAUGAAGAAGCGAAAGAAUUCAAGUAUAUUAUCAAUGAAUUAUUUAAAUUUAAGAUUGGUGCGAACCUGAGCGAGUUCUUGCCCGUCCUGAGGUGGAUGGAUUACAAGAGGAUUAAUAAGGGGAUGAUCAGGCUCUUUAAGAAGACAGAUGCGUUCUUGCAGGCCUUGAUCGAUGAACACCGACGGAAGAAAAUUGAUGGCUCGGAGAUCAAGAACACUACGAUCGAUCAUCUACUCAGCUUGCAAGAAUCAGAGCCCGGCUACUACACGGAUCAAAUCAUCAAAGGAUUCAUAAUGGUGAUGUUGCUAGCAGGGACAGACACUUCAUCGGUUACAUUGGAAUGGGCACUAUCCUAUUUGGUGAACCACCCGAACAUAUUGGACAAGGCGAGGAUCGAGAUUGAUGUGCAAAUAGGCCAAGAUCGCCUGAUCGAUGAAGCUGAUAUCUCAAAGCUGCCCUACCUCCAGAAUAUCAUCUCCGAGACCCUCCGGCUGAAGCCGGCAGCCCCGUUGUUAGUACCCCACCGAGCGUCUGAGGAUUGCCAGAUUGGAGGGUACCACGUGCCCCGCGACUCGAUGGUCCUAGUCAACGCAUGGGCCAUCCACAGGGACCCUGCGCUGUGGGGGGACCCUGCAGCUUUCAGGCCCGAGAGGUUCGAGGGCACCGGGGCAGAGGUGGGCAAUAGAGAAGCCCAUAAGUUGAUACUGCCGUUCGGGCUCGGGAGGAGGGCCUGCCCUGGUGUGCCUCUGGCUCAGCUCGUGAUGGGACUGACCUUGGGGUCGUUGAUUCAAUGCUUCGAUUGGAAAAGGGUGGGUGUGGAACCGGUCGACCUGACCGAAGGCAGGGGAAGAACCACCAUGCCUAGAGAGGUGCCAUUGGAAGUGAUGUGCAAGGCUCAGCCUGCUAUGCACAAGUUGAUUUCCGAAGAAUCGAAGACUACUGGGGUUGAAUGAGCUCAAGACAUUGGGAUGUUUGAGGAUGAAGGAUUCACGAUUUAUGCAGCAGUUUUUUUGGGGAUGAUGAGUAACUUGAGAAGCACAUAUACUUCAUAGCUAAUUUUCACGGUAUUUGUCUCAAUAAAUAAGUAUACCUCAGUUAAUAGAGCCUACAGAAAGGUUGAUUGAAAAUUUUCCAAGAAUUCGUCGUACCGAUAUAUUGAGAUAAAAGUGAUCAGGAAAAUGUAUGACUUCCAUGGUCUCACUAUCCAGUCCUGGAUAGGAUCAUGAUCACAUGUAUUGAGGCUUUUAAAACCCACUAAGAACAUAUUGUGAUCAUGCUAAACUGAUACA
Molecule: messenger RNA, 1933 nt
Organism: Punica granatum (pomegranate)
Lineage: Eukaryota; Viridiplantae; Streptophyta; Magnoliopsida; Myrtales; Lythraceae
Source: RefSeq, a predicted model, not a curated record